AUGCAGGGCCUCACUUUCACCCUCCCCUUCCUCGCGCUCCUCUCGGCGGUGGCCGUCUCGGUGUCGGCGCUGCCUCAGCUGGAGCGCAACAUUGCCUACCGCUCGCCCUCGCGCAUCCAGUUCAGCCGUGACCUCGCCCACGACGUCGGCCACAUUGGCCGCAACAUCCGCAAGCGCCACCUCGACGAGCAGCGCACCCUGCGCAUCCGCGCGCGCGGCAAGGGCGGCUACAACCCCGCCGACCAGCUCGCCGCCGACUACGACGGCGAGUGGGGCAGCGACGGCAAGGCCGCCUACCGCGGCAAGGUCUCGUUCCCCUACAACGUGGCCUCGGGCGACCCCUACGACGACUCGGCCAUCCUCUGGACCCACCCGGUCGCGGCCGAGGAGACCGACAAGCCCAUCUGCCUGCGCUACCAGACCUCGACCAAGCCCGACGACUGGUCGGCCGCCAGCGUCGUCGACACCAACUACGCCUGGACCACGUCCGAGGUCGACUACAGCUUCAAGGUCGAGACCACCGGCCUCAAGCCCAAGACCCAGUACUGGUACCGCUUCCAGGCCUGCCACGACAAGUCCCAGGUCUCGCAGACCGGCAGCUUCAAGACGAUCCCCGAGGCCGACGACGCCCACGUCGACAAGCUGCGCCUCGCCGUCUUCUCGUGCUCCAACUUGCCCUUCGGUUACUUCAACGCCUACCAGCACGCCAGCGACCGCGAGGCGACCGACUACGCCGUCCACGUGGGCGACUACAUCUACGAGGCGCGCGGCGACGGCGUCAAGGUGCCCGGCCAGAACACGUACGGCAACGGCACCGCCCUCAACCGCGUUCCGCGCCCCAACCACGAGAUUGUGACGCUCGACGACUACCGCCAGCGCUACGCCUCGUACCGCGAGGACAAGAGCCUGCAGGCGCUCCACGCCAGCAAGGCGUGGUUCCUCGUCUGGGACGACCACGAGGUGGCCGACAACGCCUACAACCACGGCACGGCCGACGGCAACAACACGGCCAGCGGCGAGGUCGAGGGUGUGCGCUUCACCGAGCGCAAGCUGGCCGCCGUCAAGGCCUAUUUCGAGUGGAUGCCCAUCCGCCAGGUCGACACCACCGACUCGCUCCGCAUCUGGCGCCAGUUCCACUACGGCAAGCUCGCCGACCUCUUCCUGCUCGACACGCGCAACUUUGACCGCGACAUCACCGACGUCUACUGGAACACGGAUGCCAUCACGGCCGUCUCGAACGACACGGCGCGCAGCCUGAUGGGCGGCAAGCAGGAGAAGUGGUUCUACGACAACCUCAUCAAGAGCAAGCAGCGCGGCGCCACGUGGAAGAUUGUCGGGCAGCAGAUCAUCGUCAACCCGACCUCGUACGGCCAGCCCACGUUCCCCGUCAACCGCGACUCGUGGGACGGCUACAAUGCCAACCGCCGCCGCUUCUUUGACACGCUCACCAAGAACAAGAUCGACGACACGAUCCUGCUCGCCGGCGACUCGCACGCGGCGUGGGUGUCGGACACGAUCUACGAGGAGUACGUCAACAACACGUCGGCCUACGACCCGGAGAGCGGUCGCGGCUCGAUCGCCGUCGAGUUCGCCGGCACCGCCGUCUCGUCGCCGUCGUCGUACGGCCAGAAGCUCACCCCGGCCCAGUACACGGCCGCCGCCGCCAAGCUCGUCUCGAUCAACCCGGCGCUCAAGUUCGCCGACGGCCAGUACCGCGGUUACUUUGAGCUCGAGGUGACCAAGCGCGAGGCCAACGCCUACUUCUACGGCAUCGUCAACAACACGAUGCCCAACUCGGACGAAAUCGUCCUCGCCUCGUUCAACGUCAAGAAGGGCGCCAACAAGCUCACCCGCCCCAUCAACGGCGGCCAGGCGCCCAAGGGCGGCGCGCUGCAGAGCAAGGUCGUCGACUAUGCCAAGCAGAAGUGGAACGGCACCGCCUUUGCCUGA
Pseudozyma flocculosa PF-1 is the source of this 1950-nucleotide messenger RNA. RefSeq lists its product as uncharacterized. The transcript has a single exon. Bases 1 to 1950 code for a protein of 649 amino acids. The record is from RefSeq and is a predicted model, not a curated record. Lineage: Eukaryota; Fungi; Basidiomycota; Ustilaginomycetes; Ustilaginales; Ustilaginaceae.